AUGACGCUUGGCAGUUCUUUUAUCUCUCGACCGAUGUAUGACUUUAAUGCAGAUGGAGCGCUUAUAUUAUGGGAUCCUGAAAAAGAUGUAGUACCGGAAGAGCUUAUUGAGAAUGAGGAUAAAGAGCCAACACCGAUAUGGGGAGGCCGUCCGAACAAAUCCAUAGCAGAGAUGGUUGGAUUAGCACAAUCCAAGGCAAAGAAAACUCAUGUUGUAGUUGACCCCAACCUAGUAAAGAUUCUACGGCCUCAUCAAGUCGAAGGUCUGAAAUUCCUUUACCGUUGUACAACUGGAAAAGUAAAUAAAGAUGCCUUUGGGUGCAUAAUGGCCGAUGAAAUGGGUCUAGGGAAAACAUUACAAUGUAUUGCGCUCAUUUGGACACUUUUACGACAAUCGGAAGUAUUAGGCAAACCUACCGUCCAGAAAAUUAUAAUUACUUGUCCUUCAAGCCUUGUGCUCAACUGGGCAAACGAAUUCGUAAAAUGGCUUGGAGAAAUGGCUAUUAGACCACUCGUACUUAAUAACACAGAUAGCAAAGAAAAAACAGCCGAAUUAAAACAAUGGUCUAUAACUAGUACACGGAUAAAAAAAUGCAUAUAUACUAAAACUACAUGGAACCAUCUAGUACUUAUUAUAUCCUACGAGAGUCUUCGUGCUUACGGCAAAUGCUUGUCGAAAUGCCCCAUUGGGCUAUUACUAUGUGAUGAAGGACAUCGGUUAAAGAAUGGAGAUUCAUUACUUUUCCAGGAGCUCAAUCGCUUGCAGGUCAAGCGUAGGGUUAUUCUUUCAGGAACACCAAUUCAAAAUGAUUUGAACGAGUACUAUUCGCUAUUUAACUUUGUUAAUCCUGGACUACUUGGAACACCAACAGAGUUCCGCAGAAAUUACGAAAAUCCUAUUGCUAAAGGCAGAGAUGCGGAUGCAUCAGAUGCAGAACGAGAAAAAAGUGACAAAAAGGUCGCUGAAUUUUGGUCAAUAGUGUCUAAAUUCACUAUUCGCCGAACCAAUGACCUUUUGACUAAAUAUCUCCCUGUGAAGUAUGAGCAUGUUGUCUUUUGUCAACUUGCUCCUGUUCAAAAGAGUUUAUACAAGACAUUUUUAGACUCCCCUGAGACCAAAAAGCUGCUGCAAGGAACAGGAGCUCAGCCUUUAAAGUAUAUCACAAUGCUUAAAAAACUGUGUAAUCACCCCGGUCUUCUUGAUCUCCCGAGAGAAAUAGAAGGUUCAGAAAAAAUAUUACCUAGUGGGUACAUCUCUAAAAGCAAUCACAAUUCAAAUAUCGAUGCUUCACUUUCUGGGAAAUUCAUGGUACUUGAACGUAUGCUAUCAAAGAUUAAAAACGAAACAAAAGACAAGAUUGUUCUGAUCAGCAAUUACACCCAAACUCUUGAUUUGUUUGAAUCGUAUUGCCAACAAAAACGCUACGGUGUUCUACGGCUUGAUGGUACCUUAAAUGCAAAGAAGCGCCAGAAACUCGUGGAUCAAUUCAAUGAUCCAGAGGGCGAAGAAUUUAUCUUUCUUUUAAGUAGCAAGGCUGGUGGUUGUGGGCUAAACCUGAUUGGUGCUAAUCGACUAGUAUUGUUUGAUCCUGACUGGAACCCAGCAGCAGAUCAGCAGGCACUUGCUCGAGUUUGGCGUGAUGGUCAAAAGAAAGAUUGCUUUAUUUAUCGUUUAAUUGGAGCUGGCACUAUAGAAGAAAAGAUUUUUCAAAGACAAUCGCACAAACAAUCAUUAUCCAACUGUGUAGUAGAUGAGGCUACCGAAUCAGAAAGACACUUCUCAGUUGCAGAUAUGCGCCAACUGUUCCAGCUCAAUACAGAAAGUGAAUGCGAAACUCAUGAUACUUUUAAAUGCAAGAGAUGUAUUAGUGGAAAACAAUAUAAGGAAGCUGAAUCAAUGAAUUAUGGUGACUGCAGCACUUGGAAUCACUUCACCAAGGAUCUUAAUAGAAUUCCUGAUUUUAUUCUUGGAGACGAAAGAAACAAAGGUGUUGUAUCUUAUGUCUUCCAAUUUGUGUCUUCGAUGAAAUGA
This is a messenger RNA of Phycomyces blakesleeanus NRRL 1555(-), 2031 nucleotides long. RefSeq lists its product as hypothetical. NCBI's taxonomy places the organism in Eukaryota, Fungi, Mucoromycota, Mucoromycetes, Mucorales, Phycomycetaceae. Gene Ontology annotation, biological process: reciprocal meiotic recombination; double-strand break repair via synthesis-dependent strand annealing. The transcript has 15 exons. The record is from RefSeq and is a predicted model, not a curated record. The coding region runs from base 1 to 2031 and encodes 676 amino acids. Gene Ontology annotation, cellular component: nucleus. Gene Ontology annotation, molecular function: ATP binding; ATP-dependent chromatin remodeler activity; DNA translocase activity.